Molecule: messenger RNA, 498 nt
Organism: Penicillium taxi
Lineage: Eukaryota; Fungi; Ascomycota; Eurotiomycetes; Eurotiales; Aspergillaceae
Exons: 3
Coding region: 1-498 (165 amino acids)
Source: RefSeq, a predicted model, not a curated record
AUGGUAACGGACCUGUUCCCAGAAGAAUUGCGUAGUGCUAGCAUCGCAAUUACGUAUCAUAUCUGUGACAGCAAUGAAUGGGAACUAUUCGCACUUGAAGUCUCUCUACGCAUAGUAGAGAAAGGCUCGACCGCGGAUGAAGGCCCCGACUUCGAAAUUCCCGAUUUCUGCGAGUACCACACUGUGGCUUGGAGGACUACCGUAUGUCCAACUCAACCUCAUGAACGAGGAACGGAAGAUGCCACUUCAAAGUACGGAGAAGAGGGUCAUAAAGCCGUUAUGGAUACUCGGCUGCAACUUUCUACAACCGAUGACCAAAACAUUUGCUGCGUCAACGAAAGCUGGCACAAGCUUGGUCGGACCGUGCAAACCCCGAAUGUUGCCAGUGCCGUUGAAUGGGAUGAUUGUGAAAGCGCAUCGUCUGUCGGUAGAAUCAUCCCAAACUCUCACAUCUUCAUCUCUCCCCCGGCGUCUAAUGUGGAGCAGUGUGAGGUCUAA